UGCGCUGCAUAGACUGGUCUGUUGGCCUGUCUCUCACGCAAACACACGCACGGCUUUGGAAAGAAAUUGACAGGAAGCACUGUGAUUGGUUGCAGAUAAGCCUAAGGUACUUCCUGUUGGCGCUGAUGCCGCUGUGUCUAGCUAGCUUGCCAACAGCGCCACCAAAUGGCUCUUGGGGCAUCUUGAGAAGUGUGCGUGUGUGUAGGUGUACCCACAAUACUGAGCGGCAGGUUGGUGGUCAUGUGACCUGUGAGAAGCAGUCUAAUCAGCUUGCAUCAGCCACGGAGGGAUUAAUGGCUUCCACGGAGGAAGAGUGACCACUCUUACAUGGUACUUCUUCCUUACGACCUCUGACUUCCCGUGGGCGGCCACCUUUACCCCCCCCCACAUGGGUGCGGUGUGCUGGGUGCUGCCGCUGGAGGAGGAGGAGGAGGAAUGGGAGGAGCCACGUGAUGAGGGGAGGAGCUGUCUGAGCUGCAGGCUGAUGACGCCACACUCGCUCCUCCACACUUUCCCACGAAGCCAAGCGGCGACUCCCCUGCCCAGGAAGUCUCGUGCCAAGGAGGCGGGCCUACAGCCUGAAAGCCCCACCCACCUGAGUGUGUGCCAGCGUGUGCGGAGGGUACUCGAGGAGCUGGUGGACACGGAGAAGUCCUACGUGAAGGAUCUGGUCUGCUUGUUUGAGGUCUACCUGACUCCCCUGCAGAAUGAGACCUUCCUCAGCAAGGAUGAGAUGGCGGCGCUGUUGGGCAUCCUUGCUGAGAUGUUGGACUUCCAGAGAGUUUUUCUCCAAACUCUGGAGGAAAAGAUCACCUCAAGUCCAGACUUCUGCCAGCUGGACUCACCUGAGCAGGUCAAGAAAGUUCUCCUCUCGCUGGGCGCAUCUUUUCUGCACUACGCCGAGCACUUUAAGCUCUACAGCAGCUUCUGUGCCAACCACAUCCAAGUGCAGAAAGUUCUGGAGAGAGCCCAGACGGACAGAACCUUCAAACAGUUCCUGGAUGCCAGAAACCCAAGCAAGCAGCACUCUUCUUCUCUGGAUUCCUUCCUCAUCAAACCCGUUCAAAGAGUUCUCAAGUACCCGCUUCUGCUGCGAGAACUCAUCGGUCUGACCCGGCCUGACAGCGCUGAGCACGUGCGGCUGACAGGUGGUACCACGAGCACGGUCGGCAGUGAUGAUGUAAUGUCUGCUGGUGUCCACACAGAGGCGCUGCAGGCCAUGGAGGAGGUGGCGUGUCACAUGAACGAGGUGAAGAAGAUCCAUGAGGAAUUUGGACAUGUCUUCCAACAGCUGGCCUGUGACAGCCAGGUGCCCACGGGGGACUUCCUGCUCCACUCUUCAGCGGUGUGGCUCAACCCGCCACCAGGUCUGGCUCAUCUGAAGAAGGAACCAGAAGUCACACUCUUUGUAUUCAAGCGGGCCGUCAUCGUGGUCUCCAGGGACAAGAAGAAGAAGAAGAAGAAGAAGAAAAUGCCCGCAUCACGCUCACUUCUUCCAGACCCCUACAAGUUCCGUUGGAUCAUCCCUGUUUCGGCGCUCCAGGUCCGACCCGUCGACGUCACAGGUUGGGAGACAUCGUGCACGUGGGAGUUGGUCCACUGCAGGUGUGAGGAGGGCGGAGCUUGUGAGGUGUUCCAGCUGAGUAGCAGAGCUUUGGAGAGCAAGAUGAAGACGCUGAGAGUCCUCCAAAACCUCCUCACAGACCCAGCACCAACCCACACCCCGGGGAGCCAGCUGCAGUGGUCCUCCCAGGGGACAAGUCCUGGUGACAAGAAGGCCUCUGGAGGGCUGCUAGACUCUCAGGUGACCAGAGACCUGGAGACUCAGCUGCGCAAGCUGACCUUCAACGGGGACACGAUGGGGACCGGCAGAUGUGAUCAGAGGAGGUCCAGGUCUGAGGUCUUGGAUUUGGAGAAAGACUUGAGCGUCCAGAGCGUGACAUCCAUGACCAACGAGGACUUCUUCUAUCAGGUGCUGCUACAACCGCCGUCUGCUGCUGUCCCCACACUGCAAGACGAAUGCUAACAUGCUACCCUCUGAAAAUCACAUGAUCUUUGCUUUCCACGGCACAGCCCUGUGAUUGGUUGAGACAUUUGACAAAGCCUAAACAUCAAGUUAGGCAGGAAGUAGCCAGUCACGUCAAAAUAGGAAAGAAGAAUAUCACAUUUUUUCAUCAUGAUUUUCCUGAAACGUCUUGUUGACUGGAACGGUUCAUGUAUUCAUGCAUACAAUUAUUUCUUUCAGUUGUCAUGGUUACCAUCAGUAAACCCUGUCAUUACAAGUUCUUUCUUUUCCUAAAUGACAUUUGAAUAAUGUUAUGCUGUUCAAUUGCAAUACAAUGAAAAAAAUGUACAUGUAAAAAUGUAAAUGUACAUGAUUGAAACUACAGUACUGUAUAAGUAUCUACUGGGACUCAAACCGUGUGUGUGUGGAGCAGGAAUGUGCUGAACUGCACAACACACACACGCACACAUUGUGCGUGUGUGUUAGUGUGUAGGAAGAGCAGCACAUCUGCUGGUGAGUUUUCUUGUUUGUGAUUGGUUCAUUUUGCAUAUA
Messenger RNA from Dunckerocampus dactyliophorus (ringed pipefish), 2557 nucleotides. RefSeq names its product rho guanine nucleotide exchange factor TIAM2-like. The record is from RefSeq and is a predicted model, not a curated record. NCBI's taxonomy places the organism in Eukaryota, Metazoa, Chordata, Actinopteri, Syngnathiformes, Syngnathidae. Gene Ontology annotation, molecular function: guanyl-nucleotide exchange factor activity. Gene Ontology annotation, biological process: activation of GTPase activity; positive regulation of axonogenesis; small GTPase-mediated signal transduction. The transcript has 11 exons. The coding region runs from base 389 to 2026 and encodes 545 amino acids. Gene Ontology annotation, cellular component: membrane; synapse.